Messenger RNA from Cynara cardunculus var. scolymus (artichoke), 1475 nucleotides. RefSeq names its product CRIB domain-containing protein RIC7-like. The transcript has 5 exons. The coding region runs from base 581 to 1270 and encodes 229 amino acids. The record is from RefSeq and is a predicted model, not a curated record. Lineage: Eukaryota; Viridiplantae; Streptophyta; Magnoliopsida; Asterales; Asteraceae.
AAAAGAUAUGAAUAUAAUUGCUAUCUUGUCAAUUGAAAUUUAGUGGCUGUUUAGCAAACUUUAACCGGAUAAGCGCUUACCAAGUCACUUACCUUUCGAAUGAAAACAUGACAAGGACCGAAAAUCUUACCCGGUUGGUGACUCUUACCUAGUUAGUGCUUACCGUGUAAGAGACGCUUACCAACAAUCUUACUAUGUCAGUUUGAUGACCAAGAAUCUUAUCCGAUAAGAUAAGUAAGGGUGGUGACUCUUACCUGGUUACGAACACAUAAUGGGUGAGCGCUAACCGGGUGGGUCAGCACUAAUCACUGACCAAGUAAGAGUCCCUCCCUUAGCUUACUAGGUCAACAUCAUGAACCAGUAAGAGGGGCUUGGUAAACGGCAGCAUCUCUGGCCGGGUAAGCGGCUGUUACCCGGUAAGAGACGGUAAGCAGGUAGUAAACAACCCCUUAUCAAAUUUCUGGUACACUAGUGCUUGGUAUGUUCAUUAAGCAGGUAAUGCAGAUUCUUCUACCGAGUACAGGGUUCAAGGUUGGAUUUGAAUUCAUCUGGCCUUUGGCCUACAAGUAAGCUGCCCUUAAUGGAAAAGUCCAACCAUAGAUGCACAAGGUACAACCCAAGGAUAAAGUUUUUUUCUCAAUAUUGUAUGGGGUCAGCUGACCCCAUCCCAAUCCAGAGCAUAACUUUUUCAAUGAUGGGUACUCAUAAGGUGAAAGGCCUUCUUAAAGGCCUCAGAUAUAUCUCUCAAGUUUUUGAUGACGACAGCAAAAAUCAAGAAAUACAGAUUGGUGCUCCGACAGACGUGAAGCAUUUGGCUCAUGUCGGAUGUGAUGGACCAGUCCAGGAUUCUCCCAGCUGGAUGAGGGAGUUUGGUUCACCAGCACAAUGUCAAUCUGCAUCGAGGGACGAAGCCCCAAGCGAUGGCCCUGAUUGGGCUUCCGAAGAUUCAAGCCACCGGAUAUCUCGAAGAGAAAAACUAAAACACCGACAUCGCCGCCAUCGAUCAGUGGAAAAUGCUCUGGACCCUGAUUCCCGAAAUAAAGACUCGCCAGACAGAUCAAGGCAGCCUAGAAGACGCCACACCAAGACUUCGUACUCCGAACGCCGACAUUCCGAUGACCUGGGCGAAGGGGACGAAUCACCAACUAGAAAGCUACCAGAAAUCCCAAGAAGGACUCGGAAAAAGAAACCAAAGGAGGAAUCAGAUGGUGGGUUAUCAACUUCAUCGAGGUCUAAAGCAGACGAGAUAGGCUCCUUCGAUGCAGAUUAAUGGCAUGAAAAAAGGUAUUUGUUUGAUUUGUCGGUUUAGCUAGUCACUGUGUUUUUUCUUUGUAACUGUGGGUGUCCGGGACAGUUUGUGCACACCUCGACUAAUUCCAUGGGACUCUGGAGAUAAUAGACAGUGAACCCAAGCCCUAAGGCCUUAUUUUUGCUUAUAUGAAACAUGGAAAAAGGUUUCAUGGAAGCUUGUACAA